Physella acuta is the source of this 2789-nucleotide messenger RNA. RefSeq names its product zinc finger protein 436-like. Gene Ontology annotation, biological process: regulation of transcription by RNA polymerase II. The record is from RefSeq and is a predicted model, not a curated record. NCBI's taxonomy places the organism in Eukaryota, Metazoa, Mollusca, Gastropoda, Physidae. Gene Ontology annotation, molecular function: DNA-binding transcription activator activity, RNA polymerase II-specific; RNA polymerase II cis-regulatory region sequence-specific DNA binding. Gene Ontology annotation, cellular component: nucleus.
UCUAAAAUUAGCAUUACUGUUUAAAUUUAAGCACUCCACACCUCAUCGUGAUAAUUAGCAUUCAAAUUAUCAAAUGCUUUUGAAAACCUAAGCGAAGCUAGGCAGUAUGCCUAGUACUAGAUCUAUACAAAAAGCGGCCAUCUGUAAGUUAGAGUGGCUUCCCCUGAAUCUAGCGCUAUAAGUUACGUAACAAUAAAAAAAAUAAACAAGAUGGCUGCUAUAGUAAAUGAAAUGAGCAUGGUUGCAUCUGUUGGAAACAUCGCUAGUCUUCAUUUAUGACUGAAUUUUUUAAAUUCAAUUGUUUAAAAACAGUUCAUUUCUAAGAAGCUGUCAAGCAUGGAGGUUAAAACAGAUGUGUUAUCUGCAGUUUUAUCUACUGUAGAUAUACAGACAAAUAAAUUAACAAAGUUUUCAUCUUAUGAAGAUUUAAAACCUGAUAUAUCAACCAUAGUAUUAUCAUCUUCUGAAGACAUAAAAACAGAAUUAACAUUUUUUAAUUUCCAGGAUAUAAAACCUGACAUGACAUUUAAAACCCAUCAAGAUGUUAAACCUGAUGUUACACCAGAAUUUUCUUCUUCUGAUGACGUAAAAGCAGAAUUAUCAACAUUGUUUUAUUUCCAGGAUAUAAAACCUGAUAUCACAUUUAAAAACCCUCAAGAUGUUAAACCUGAUGUUACACCAGAAUUUUCUACUUCUGAUGACAUAAAACCAGAAUUAUCAUUUUUUAAUUUCCAGGAUAUAAAACCCAACAAUUCAUUUAAUACUUCUCAAAAUUUUAAUCCUGAUAUUACAUUUUCAAUUGAAAAAAUGAAUAAGAAACCUCCUGCAACAGCAGUAUUUUCAACAUCUGAAAAUUUAAAACCAGAAUUGUCAACUACUGAAAAUUUAAAACAAGACUUGGCUAAAGAAUUUAUAUUUUGUGAGGACAAACAACAAAAUGGACUUGAAGAAAAUCUACAAAUGUCUAUGGACAAAAAUAAGGUGGUUCAUUGUCAGCAAAUAUUUUCUCAAAGUUCUAAUAUUAAUAUGCAUAAAAAUGUCCAUUCAGGAGAUAAACCACAUGAAUGUGAUGUUUGUCAUAAAAGGUUUUCUCAAAGUUCUAAUUUAAGAAAACAUAGAACGAUUCAUUCAGGAGAAAAGCCACAUGAAUGUGAUGUUUGUCACAAAAGAUUUAGUGAUAAUAAUGGUCUAUUACGACAUAAAAAAGUUCAUUCAGAAGAUAAGUCGCAUGAAUGUGAUGUUUGUCAUCAAAGGUUUUCUCAAAGUUCUAAUUUAAGAAGACAUAUUAUACAGAUUCAUUCAGGAGAAAGGCGUUAUGAAUGUGAUGUUUGUCACAAAAAAGUUAGUGAUAAUAAUGGUCUAUUACAACAUAAAAAAGUUCAUUCAGAAGAUAAGUCGCAUGAAUGUGAUGUUUGUCAUCAAAGGUUUUCUCAAAGUUCUAAUUUAAGAAGACAUAUUAUACAGAUUCAUUCAGGAGAAAGGCGUUAUGAAUGUGAUGUUUGUCACAAAAAAGUUAGUGAUAAGAAGGGUCUAUUACGACAUAAAUUUAUUCAUUCUGGAGAUAAACCACAUGAAUGUGAUGUUUGUCAUAAAAGGUUUUCUCAAAGUUCUUAUUUAAGAAAACAUAAAAAGGUUCAUUCAGAAGAAAGGCCUCAUGAAUGUGAUGUUUGUCAUAAAAAUUUUGUGGAUAUGAAGGAUCUAUUACGUCAUAAAAUUGUUCAUUCUGAAGAUAAGCAAUAUGAAUGUGAUGUUUGUCAUAAAAGGUUUUCUCAAAGUUACAAGUUAAGUGAACAUAAAAAAGUUCAUUCUGGAGAUAAACCACAUGAAUGUGAUGUUUGUCAUAGAAGGUUUUCUCAAAGUUCCAAUUUAAGAACACAUAAAAAGGUUCAUUUAGGAGAAAGGCCACAUGAAUGUGAUGUUUGUCAUAAAAGGUUUUCUCAAAGAGGGGUUGGCUUGCGUCGAGCCGCAUGCGGCUCUUUUAAUGUCAAGAUUUGGUGUCAAGAUUUCUGCGUGGUCGAGUCGGUAAAGCUCAUGGUUGCUAAACCGAAAAGUCUCGAGUUCGAACCCUCGGGCAGAUGAGGCUCGUUAGCUGGGGACAGCCACUCUUCUAGGAGAGACAACUCCAAAAUUAAACAACUGCUGCCUUGUAGUUUGUUCUUGGUUGGACAAAGGCUAUGGAAGCAAAUCCAAAAAGAAAAGCAGGCUGAAAUCUGAGUCAAUGGCCUCAAUGGCGCAUAACCAGUUGACACGUAAUGCUUAAUUGUGUUGGAGGCGUGGUCGAGUCGGCAAAAAGCUCAUGGUUGAUAAAUUCGAACAAAAGCCUCGAGUUCAAACCCACUGGCAGAUAAAUCUCGAUCCCCUUCAACACUAAUAAUUAAGAACGAAGAAGAAGAAGAAAGAAGAAGGCUCUUGUCUUGAGUUCCAUACACACGUUAUUUUAUUUUCAAGACUCACAAAAAAUAUUAUACUGUAAAAAAAAACAACUUUAAUAAAACGGGAUGAAAAUACUCAGAUAACAAUGAGAGUAGGUGUGGUAGAAAAUUUGCUGACAGUCAGUUGGACACUAGACCUGUUUAAAAACAGGUGCAUAAAUGAAACAAGGAACUCCGAAGUUUCACUUUUGUAAGACAAAUCUUGAUUGGCUGUAUUGAUCUCUGAGAUAGAUCCUCUCAAAAUUACACUUAAUAAAAAUGUUAUAGUAUUUAAUUUGUACUCAAAACUUUGUCAAUUAUUUAAGUCAAUACAAUUUUUAGGGGCCUAAAUAAAUUUUUUUAAAACCAUACAACUUA